AUGUGUCCUAUUUAUCUUUGGAAUGAUAUUAUCUAUCUACCGAAUGAACACUUUUGUUAUAUACCACUUACUAAUAUUCGAGGUUUUCUUUGGAUUUUUCUUAAUAUUUAUGGCAUUCCUGUUAUAUCGCUGUCAUUAAUCUAUUUUCGUAUCACAAUAUUCAUUCGAAAACAUUCAAUCAAUCAAACAAUAAUCAUUAAACGACGACAAGAUCGAGAUUUGAAUGCUUUUCGACGUAUUCUCAUGAUCGUCGGAAUAUUGUUUGUUCUAGGACUACCGACUAUAUCUCUUAUAUUAAUGAUGUUUAUCACAGGGAAAGAACACCCUUUGAGUUUCCGAGUUAUGAGCAUUUCAAUUGGAACAUCAAUGGCAGGAUUGAGUGUAGCAUUAGUAUUUUCUGUUAUUCAGCUGAAAAAUAUUGUUUGGAAACCAUUAACAUCAAGUAAAGUAAUGCCUAUCAAUGGCACUUUAACAGUUUCAAUCCCAAUGAAAGCCAAUGUUACUACUUUGCUAUAUCAGCAUUCAUCAUUAUUAUAA
Rotaria sp. Silwood2 is the source of this 537-nucleotide messenger RNA. Lineage: Eukaryota; Metazoa; Rotifera; Eurotatoria; Philodinida; Philodinidae. The record is from the annotation of a GenBank genome assembly.